This is a messenger RNA of Folsomia candida, 7531 nucleotides long. RefSeq names its product protein ELYS. The transcript has 16 exons. The record is from RefSeq and is a predicted model, not a curated record. Bases 284 to 7267 code for a protein of 2327 amino acids. NCBI's taxonomy places the organism in Eukaryota, Metazoa, Arthropoda, Collembola, Entomobryomorpha, Isotomidae.
AAUAAAUAUCUUUUGGAUUUAAUUAUUAGAUUUUAAUUGUUCAUUAAUGUAAUUAAUUAUUUGAUUGAGUAACUCAAUUUGAGUUAAGCUUUGUUAAGCUAAGGGCUACGAAGGAGAACUCUUUUUUUGGCGAUCUGUGACACCUGUGACUCGCAGUUAAUUUUGUAUUUGCUCAGGGAGUACGGCUGCAGCAGCUUUACAUCAAUGGAAUUGGGUUUACUGAACUCAAAGCGAGGAAUUCUUGAAUAAAUUCGACAUUGGCUGAUAAGCAAUAAGAUUGAAGAUGGAGUCCCAAGUUGGAAAUCUGGAAAGUCUCCUCGCACCGAUAAGCUAUGGGGAUGAGUAUGCUCUGCCAAGGGACAUCCCUGGAAAGCCUACCCUUCUCACAGGAGUUCAUUUUAAUGGACAUGUAUCAGACAAUUGUGAGUGGGGCUGGGCCUACAGUCAGUCAGUGAUACGAUGCUUCCCACUCCCGGUCUCUGAUGAGUACACGAUGACGCAAGGACCUCUCGCUGUCUGUCCAGAACCGUACCAAUUUCCUGACGAUUGUUUCAUCACUUGUGCUACGGAACUAACACUUCACAACCCAAGAGUUACAAACGGAGUUUCACGACUCGUUAUUGGACUGAACUUUCGAAACUGUGAAGGGGGGUUCGUCAUCUUUGAUCCGAUGAAGGCCCAGCCCAUUAAAUUGGUCAUGCUUCCGUCAGCGGUGACGAGUAUUACUGUGAUAAGCCAUUUUGAAGAUACCGGAUUCAACAGUCAUUUCUUUAAUGAAGCCAUGAUGGCGAUGGUUGGCGUUGUGGCGGUUGGAUUGCGAGGCGGUCAAGUAAUUAUUCUGGACCUCGGCCUCGAUCAAUUGCCAAAUUCUAGUCUGGCUCAGUAUAAAAAUGUGUUUGUAAAACGACCCUACAAACCUGUCUUUGUGACACCACAUGAGCCAAACAUUGCUCUCAAGAGGCAUCAAUUGAUAGGGGAGAAGAAAGUAAUCGGACUGAGCGUUUUGAAUGCAUCGGAUGAAGACGAUUUGGAUACCAGGGAAGGGAAUACUGCCAGCUAUCACUUUUCUCGCCCGGAUAAGACAAAAAUUAGAACGUUUUUCCAGAGAAAUGUUCGCGUUACUGCAGUCGAAUACGUAUCGCAGAUUGGGCUUUUCAUUGUGGGAUUUGAUUUCGGAGGAUUUCAGAUUUGGCGUGUGGAUAGGUUGCAGUUAGUAUAUACUAGCUCAAUACCACCCCGUCCAUGUAACGGCGUGUUUGGUUUCUCUUUCUCUCAGCCGGUUGAUGAUCCCAAGAAUUACUGUUAUUUGUGGGUCAUGUAUGGCAAGGCCGGGUUGGAAAUGGGCCACUCGAACGUGGAAUUAUACUGCAUUGAAUUUCAGGAUAAGCCAGCUCUGGGAAAUUUGGGCUAUAUCUACAAGGGUUUUGUACAAUGCAUUAAGAAACUGUCCUUCAAACUGGAAGACCAAUUCGACGACGCCAUCAGCGGAGAAGGCAAUGACCAUGCCGAAGGUCGAUUUUACGUGAGACCACUGAAAAUCUGGAACCUUCCAUCGAGACCUAAUAGCAAACAAUUGACAUUCUUCGCUUGGGAGUCGGCUCGAAUUGGAAUUUACUACGUUGGAGUUUUCGACUUGAAUCAGUGGUAUUCAAGCCGAAUGCCAGAAUCGUUAUGCUUCAUGGACGUAACUAAACUAUGUCCUUUCUGGGUUGCAAUUCCUGUCGAAACUACGGAUCAAUACCGUGCUAUUCCAGUAUGUGAUGUUCAAAUUAUUCCUACAACCUUGGAACGAUGGAGAAAUCCACAUUGCACUUUGGACAUCCAUAUGUAUCCGGCUUCCUUGUCGUUUGAAGCGAUUACAUUGUCACAAUCGGCCACAUCCUCAUUCCAGUUUUUCGGUGUGCAAGAGAAACUCCUUCGGAAGUUGAUUGACGACGGAACAAAUUUAAUGAUACAACCAGCCCACAUUAGGCACAUGUUUAAAACAUACGGAGUAAGACCAAUCCUUCCUCAAAAUUAUGACUCUAGUGUUCCCAAAGAGAUGGCAGAUCGAUUCUACAUUUUUUCCUCCCUUCUCGACAAUCGCCGCCCUGCAAUGAUCAUACAACUGGCUGGAAUUUGGUUGGACGGUGGAUAUGCAAAUGUAGGAUGUACCAUCGAUUUGAUCUUGAAUUGGAUUUCGUCCUACACUUUUAGUUUAAGAGUGGUGGCAACCAGCCACUGGACGCACUUGCAUCAAUGUCAUCUAGAAUUUCUUGCCCCAGAGACGCAACACUUUAUCUACUAUUCUAACUUUGCGUGGGAAUCGCUUCGUGCCAUAUUUACAACAAUAACAAGACCAGAUGAAGUUUAUCUAGUUCGCGAAGAAUUUAUCAAUAAUCUCUCAAUUGGAUUGAACAAAAUUGUUCGCUACUCGUCAGCAUUGAGAAUGAUGUUCAAUGCUCAAGUUCUCCCUGAAAAGUCAGACUGUGAUAUAAUCAGCUUAAUGAUGGAGGAUCACUUGAAACGACGAAAGAAUGUUGAAAGAGCUCUUCAGGAUUGUGACUUGUUGGGUCCCGAAUUUAGAAGUGUUCGUCCAAUGAUGAUUGAUUAUUUGUUGGAAACAUUUGACGAGGAUGAAUUGAGGGAACAAUGGCACGUUGAACCGAAUGAGCCUGUCUAUCCUCCAAAGCAUAUUGGAUACAUUCUCAAUUUGUUUCUUUUGGAUGAAAUCGAUCCAAAAGAUGUGGCCCGUAUCGCUGCCUAUUUCUUGCUGGAUAUUCGCGACGUUGUAACUCCUGAGCAAAAGGACAAGCUAUGCGGCGAUUAUCUCUCUGUGAUGCAACUAACAGCCGAAGAGGAAGCGGAGGUCUACCAUUUGUGGUUAAUGGAUCAGGGUUAUGGAGAAGAAAUGAUGAUUUUCCUUACGCAUCCUGGUCGAUUAACUUCAUACGAAUUACCCUGGUGUGCUGUGGCCGUGAUUCUUACUGCGACUGGGAUGGAAGAAUCGGUUAAGCAACUCUUGAAAAGAUCUUGUCCUUUAGUCCUGUCACAACUUUUUGUCAACUUGAUGAGUACGAGUGCUGGAGUUUUUUCCUCCAUGUUUGACACAUCUGCUUUUAAAACUCUCUGUCGGGACGAGGACUUUCUCGUAGCAGUUUUUACAACUGCAUACGAAAAAGGAUUCCUUGGGGAAUUGAUUGCCAAGUCCUUGAGACAUGUCCCUCCAUUCGCUGUCCAAGUUUUGAUCGACUUUCUAAACAAAACUCCCAGUUUCGAGUUUUACGACUGGCUCCUCGCGGUCUAUUGUCAUACAGGAGACAUAAAGAAUCUGGAAAUGCAGUACAAUCGGAUGAAGCAAUUUUGCGAGAGUAGAUUACUUAAUCAUGAGCAAAAUCUGCGGUGGAUGUUGAGAGAGAAGGUAGUGCUAAGCAUUUUGGAUACCGAGCAGUCAAAAUCAAGUGGAGUUUUAGCUUUUAUUCGAAAAUGUGAUAAAAAAUCGUCAGCGACUUCAAUAGCUCGGCCGAUAAUUCCACCCAUUGUCAUUCGUCCUUGUCAAGUUCCAUCUACUCCGCCACCUAGACCUUCCGAGGAGGAAGAUUGCAUUGUUAGAAACCGCUAUAACAAACUUCCUCUCCAAUUUCAACGUUUGAAGGAAUCACAAGGCGGCGUGUUAAGUCCUUUGCGUCGUUAUGCUGUGAAAUUGCAGUCAGUUUUACGAACGCCACACCGGGGCAAUACGAGUGUCAUGGAUGGAAAUACCAGCAUCGUCACCGAUCCUGUCGAGCCGACACCCGCUCCUCGUCUCAUGAUAAGCAUUUUAAAUUAUCCCAAUGAAGAUGAUAUUCCUGAGGAGGAGGACGAAGAUGAAGAGUAUAAUCCAGCAAAUGAGCCAAUCAAUGGCAACAUAUCUCACGUAGAUGCUUCAUUUCUUGACGAUAGUAUGGACACAUCCCGAGAAAACAAAUCUUAUUUCCCGAGCCCGAGCCCAAUCAACUUGAAGAGUUUCUUGGAACCUCCAGUGGUGAAUCAUAAAGAGGGAAGAAAAAGUAUAUCCAUUGUAGGGGAAACACCUUUACUGAGUCAGUCCAUGUCCACAAUCGGUUCUGCAAAUCGACCACUAUAUUUCUCCACUGGCUCUGUCGGAGGAGAGAAUUUACACUCAAUUAUGAAGAAGAGAGAUUCCACUUCUCGUCGAAAUAUGGAGCUCAGAUUUUUGGAUACUUCAAUGGAUUCGAAAGUAGGAGAUGAAGAAAUUGCGGAAUUGAGUAACAUGCUUAAACCUACUUCAGAUGACGAAGAGCAACGACCACUUGAGUCGAUUGUCGAUAUAAAGCCGAAGCGGUCCCCCAGAGGAAAAAUGACAACUCGAUUAGACGACCAAUCUGUUAGCACGGUUGACACCAAAGAAGAUGCUGUGGCUGCUCCGCCCUCAUCAUCUAGUGUCAAGAAAACGACGCCGACGCGUCGAUCCAGAUCAAAGACUCCAGUAUCUGCUUCAGAUGACAAACAACUGCCACCACCACAUGAAGCGAAUGUCGAUAUUAGCCCCAAAAGGUCUCCUCGAGGAAAGACACCAGCUUUAUUGGACCAGUCUGUUAGCAUUGUUGACACGAAAGAAGACACGGCUGCUCCAACUUCUUCACGUAGUGCCAAGAAAGUGACGCGUCGAUCGAGAUCGAAGACUCCAGUACCUCUCGAACUUCAUGCAUCUAUAAUUGAGCAAACCGCAGAAUCUAGCAACAUAUUCGAAAUAUCAACAGCAAACGAAUCUGCCCUACUUCCUGUUCCCACGGUCAAGUCAAGGCGAUCCAAAUCAGUCGAGGUUGAGUCUAUUGCAACUCCAACCCGUAAAAGGAGACGCAGCCCAAUCAUGGAAAGUAACCUGCCGAGCAGAAUAGAAACCUCCAUAGUGGAAGAGACGGAGGAGGAGGACUCCAUAAUUGAACAACCUAAAAAGAUAAGUGUUAGGACACGGUCAAAAUCUGCCACAUCUGCAAAUGAUGCUAGUAGUUUAUUACUUGAUGCCUCUGGGGACGAUUUUGUUCUCAAUUCUACUCUGCAAACACCACGUCGUAAAGGACUUAGGUCGGGAUCUCAUGAUUCACUAAUGGACUUGGUUACACCGUCUACAGUAACAAAAGCUGCAAGUUUACCCCGAAAGCGUAAGGUCUCUCCUCGCCCACCAAAACUCUCACCAGAAACAGAAGUUCAUGACGAACAAGAGCGAGAAUCAGAUAUGCCAAGAAAACGGACUCGUCGAAUCAAACCAGUUGAGUCAAAAGAUGCCGACGCAGGGUCAGACAUUUCUGAUGUUCCACCCAAGGAUCCUUCCCAAGUGCCAUGUACUCCUCGCAAAAAAUUAUUUGAGGAUAAUUUAGGAACGCCACAUCAGGGCGACACGAAGGAUGAAAAGACCAGCAUUGUCAUCGACCCAGUUGAGCCAACAGUGACCUCUCCAAGUCUCAUGAUGAGCAUUUUAAAUUAUUCCAACCAAGAUUUCCAUGAGGAGGAAGAAGGUGCUUCUGAUCCCGCAAAUGAGGCAAUUAAUAGUGCUAACAUAUCUCAAGUGGGUGCUACGUCUUUUGAGGAUAAUAUGGACACGUCCCAUGCAAGUAAGUCCGGAGAUGAAAAAGUGGCGGAAUUGAGUAAUUUACUACAGCCUGCUUCAGAUGACGAACAACUACCGCCUGAACCCACUGUCAAUAUAAAGCCGAAGCGUUCUCCAAGAGGAAAGACACCAACCACAGAAGAUACUACGCCUAUUCCAUCUUCUUCACCCAGUGGAAAGAAAACGACGCGUAGGUCAAGAUCGAACACUCCACUACCUUCUUCCGAUAACAAAGAACAACCAUCACCAUCUGAGCCAAUUGUCGAUACAAAACCGAAACGUUCUCCAAGAGGAAAGACACCCACACCCAUCCUAGACCAAUCUGUGAGUAGUGGUGCCACCAAUGAAGAUACUGCGCCUGUUCCACCCUCACCCAGUGGAAAGAAAACGACGCAAAGGUCGAGAUCAAAGACUCCAAUACAUACUUCCGAUAAUAAACAACAACCACCACCACCUGAGCCGACUGUAGAUAUAAAGCCGAAACGGUCCCCCAAAGGAAAAGUGCCAAGCCUAUUAGACCAAUCUGUUAGCAUUGUUGACACCAAAGAGGAUACUGUGGCUGCUUCGUCCUCAUCAUCUAGUGUCAAGAAAACAACGCGUCGAUCAAGAUCAACGACGCCAGCACCAGACGACAAACAACCACCACCACCUGAGCCAAAUGUCAAUAUUACGCCCAAACGAUCUCCACGAGGAAAGACACCCACUCUACUAGACCAAUCUAUCAUUAUUAAUGACAACGAAGCAGAAGAUACUGCUAGUCCACCUUCUUUGGCUACUGUCAAGAAAACGACGCGUCGGUCGAGAUCCAAGACCCCGGUACAUCUAGACCUCGAUGCUUCUAUGGUUGACCAAACUGCAGAACCUAGCAACGUAUUUGAAAUAUCAACGACAAAUGACCCUGUCAAACCGAACCGACCCAAAAAAGCAGAGGCAGAGCCAAUUGUGAGAGCAACUCGUAAAGCAAAGCGUACCGUUGGAGGGUUUGCCCCCGAAUUAUCAACUGUACAUGAAGAUUCAGCCUCGUUGAUAGACUCUUCCGUUUUGAAUGCGACUCUAUCGCAAUCGCAACUAGCAUCAUCAGUUGGAGGAAUAGAGACACGAUCUGCCACUGCUAGGAGACACAGUCCAAUGUUGGAGAGUACCCUGCCGAGCAGUUAUAGAAUGGAAACCUCUAUCGUGGAAGAGACAGAGGAGGAGGACGUCGUAAUAAUUGAACAGCCUAAAAAGAGGGGUGUUAGGACACGGUCAAAAUCUGGCACAUCUACGACUGAUGCAGAUUGUUUCGCAGAUGUCUCGGCGAGUGGGGACGAUUCUGUUCUCAACUCUACUUUGCGACCACAACGGCGUAGAGGACUUCGGUCUGAAUCUCACGACUCGGAAGUGGAUUUAGUGACUCCGUCAACUUCAAAAAAAGCUUUAUCGCAACGACAGAAAGUUGCUUCUCCACCACCAAAGUUGUCACCACAAAUCCAUGACGAACAAGAGCAAGAAUCAGAUAUGCCAAGAAAACGGACUCGUCGAAUCAAACCAGUUGAAUCGGAAGAUGCCGAUUCAAGAUCAGAUAUUUCUGAUGUUCGAAGCACUGUAAGUACUAGGAGCUUGCGGUCACGUAGUAAUCGAAAGAAGGAAAAGUCCUCAGCAUCUUCGAGGAAUACGCGAGCUGCGAGUUGUCAAUAGGUAAAUAAAUGAAGCAUGGCACUAGUAGAAUUGUAAUUAAUGUUUAAUUAUCAGAUUGUGAAUUAUUUCGUCAAUUAAGUUUGUGAUGAUGGUGUUCAGAAAGAAUUAAUUAAGCUUAAUUAUUGAAAUGUAAAGUGACGAUAUAUACUUGAUCUUUUCUAAUGCGACUGAAAAUAAAUUGUAGGAUGGAUCAUAUUAAAAUUUCAGAAAAACUUGUUUAAUGUCAUGAAUUUUUUGGAAAAAUAAAUUUGAGAUUAUGAAAUA